This is a messenger RNA of Nematolebias whitei (Rio pearlfish), 870 nucleotides long. Its product is annotated as endonuclease domain-containing 1 protein. The coding region runs from base 1 to 870 and encodes 289 amino acids. The record is from RefSeq and is a predicted model, not a curated record. The transcript has 2 exons. Gene Ontology annotation, molecular function: metal ion binding; hydrolase activity; nucleic acid binding. Lineage: Eukaryota; Metazoa; Chordata; Actinopteri; Cyprinodontiformes; Rivulidae.
AUGAUAAAUUACCGCUCACUGGCAACGGUGGUUCAAGAUUUCAAUCACAUAGAACGGUGUAAGGACUCCCUGUACAUGGGGACUCCACCACGGGGGUUUGUAGACACCAAACUGAGGAAGAUCUGCCAACGCUACGCAGACAAACCCCGGUACGUGACCCUGUAUGAUCCUCUCAAGCGGAUUCCUGUUUACUCGGCUUACACCUUCAAAAAAACUGAAGGGGACAGCCGUGUGGACUACCCUUGGAUGUACGAACCACAGUUGGCAGAAAUUGAUGGAAAUGGGAACAUGCUACCUUUCCCCACUGGUUACCUCCACAUGAAGUUUGAGGACAGCCAGGCGGUGCUGGAUGACUACUCUGAUGUUGUGCUUUACGAAAGAGGUCACCUGAACCCUGACCAGCACCAGUCUACGCCACACGACCGCGCCGCCACCUACACCCUGACCAACGUGGUUCCGGAGAUACGAGAGUUCAACAUCGGGCCUUGGCGCGAGUACGAGGAGCGGAUCCGGGUGCGCCUCAAUAACUUCUGCCGCGGCACCGCCUUCAUCGUUACGGGAGUCACCACCAGGGGCAACAUGAUCCGCCGCAACAACCAGGACCGUGUGGCAAUCCCGGAAGAUGUGUGGUCCGCGUACUGCUGCACGGAUUACGAUCGCAAUUCGCCUCAUCCCGUGCGCGUCCUCUUCCCGUCCUAUGCAGCCUUGGCCAAGAACGCCAAAGAGAGCAACAGUGUUCAUGAGAUGACGGUGCAAGAGCUUGAGAUGUUCCUGAAAAACCACAUGGAUGUUGACCAGAACCUCCAGAUCUUCUAUGACAACUGCAUCUCUCCGUCACCCCUUCCUCUUUAUCUGCAACACACCAUCUGA